AUGUUUCAUGUAUACAAGCGCAAGAAUACCAGCAACAACAGUAUUGAAAUAAAGAACAGGACAGCCAUAAUAGAGUUCAUCCUGGUUGGUCUAUCAGCAACAACAUACAUUCAGAUAAUUCUCUUUUGCAUAUUCAUAACCAUCUAUGUUACAGCCCUAAGUGCCAACUUCAUCCUCAUCCUCACUAUAUGGACUUUCAGGAAACUCCACACACCCAUGUAUUUCUUCAUUGUCAAUUUGUCCUUAGUGAAUGUAUUCUCUAUUUCAAUUACAAUACCUAAAUUGCUCCAGAGUCUCUUGACUGGAAGGAAGACCAUCUCAUUUCAUGGUUGCCUUACUCAGGCCUACAUGUUUAUAUGGGCUGUAGGGACAGAACUACUGCACCUCUCCUUUAUGGCUUUUGAUCGCUAUGCUGCUAUCUGUCACCCUUUGCAGUAUCCCAUGAUCAUGAGGAAGGAAGUGUGUGCUUCCAUAGCUAUUGGAGUGUGGGUGGUAGGUCUAGUUAAUACUUCAACUCAUUCUGGAUUGUUGAAUCAGCUGUCAUUUUGUAACUCCAAUGUUAUCAAUCAUUUCUUUUGUGACCUUCCCCCUUUAUUGCAUCUCUCAUGCUCAGAUCCAACUCUAAAUGUCUUUGUCUUAUCUGCUUCAGAUUGGAUAUUAGGAGUUGGUUGUUGUGGGUUCACUUUAACAUCCUAUUUUUUUAUAAUAAGAACAAUCUGCAGAAUCCGUUCCACUGAAGGGAAGAAGAAAGCAUUCUCCACUUGUUCCUCACAUUUUAUUAUAGUCAGUAUUUUUUACUCCUCUGUAAUCUAUACUUAUAUCAGGCCAUCUUCAGCCUACUCUCCAGAACAAGAUAAGAUUGUUGCUCUCCUUUAUUCAGUGGUAACUCCUCUUGGUAACCCAGUCAUAUAUUCACUGAGAAACAAGGAUUUUAAGGAAGGAUUGAAAACACUUACAGGAAGAAUCCGGCUGCUCAGUAGGCUUCAAUACUGA
Messenger RNA from Protobothrops mucrosquamatus (brown spotted pit viper), 993 nucleotides. RefSeq names its product olfactory receptor 13G1-like. Lineage: Eukaryota; Metazoa; Chordata; Lepidosauria; Squamata; Viperidae. The transcript has 2 exons. Gene Ontology annotation, biological process: G protein-coupled receptor signaling pathway. Gene Ontology annotation, molecular function: G protein-coupled receptor activity; olfactory receptor activity. Bases 1 to 993 code for a protein of 330 amino acids. Gene Ontology annotation, cellular component: membrane. The record is from RefSeq and is a predicted model, not a curated record.